This is a messenger RNA of Eurypyga helias (sunbittern), 3105 nucleotides long. It is a transcript of the gene NCAPG, whose product is annotated as non-SMC condensin I complex, subunit G. Bases 1 to 3105 code for a protein of 1034 amino acids. The transcript has 21 exons. NCBI's taxonomy places the organism in Eukaryota, Metazoa, Chordata, Aves, Eurypygiformes, Eurypygidae. The record is from RefSeq and is a predicted model, not a curated record. Gene Ontology annotation, biological process: mitotic chromosome condensation. Gene Ontology annotation, cellular component: condensed chromosome; condensin complex; cytoplasm.
AUGGGAACAAAAAAGGGGCUUCUGCAAAUCAAAGAAGCCUUGCAGCUGGCUCAGAAGCCUCACCAGAACCACGCGAAGCUUCUUGUGGCUUUGAAGAGCACGUAUAACCAGUUGGAAAAUAAGGAAGAUUUUCAUGAAAAAUUCAUUCAUUUCCUGAAAUAUGCCAUGAUAAUCUACAGACGGGAGCCAGCGGUGGAACACGUGAUCGAUUUCGUCGCGAAAUUUGUUACUUCAUUUUUUGAAAUGGAGAAAGAUAGUGGUAAUAACUGGGAAGGAGAAGAUAAUUUACUCCUGAAUUGUGUGUUUAACUUUCUGCUUCAGUCUCACAAUGCAAACAGCCAUGCAGUUAGGUUUCGAACGUGUCAGCUUGUUAAUAAGAUUUUGGGAAAUAUGCCGGAGAAUGCCCAGAUUGACGAUGAGUUAUUUGAUAAAAUUAAUGAAGCUAUGCUGAUUAGACUUAAAGAUAAAUUUUCCAAUGUGAGAAUUCAAGCUGUCUUGGCCCUGUCGAGACUUCAAGACCCUAAUGAUGAAAACUGUCCUGUUGUUAAUAUUUACAUCACGUUGCUUGAAAAUGAUUCAAACUCAGAAGUGAGGCGUGCAGUGCUGUCAUGUAUUGCUCCAUCAGCAAGGACUUUGCCAAAAAUUGUAGGCCGCACCAUGGAUGUAAAGGAAGCUGUCAGAAAGCUGGCAUAUGAGGUUUUGGCAGAAAAAGUUCACAUGAGAGCUCUGUCAAUAGCACAGAGAGUGAAAUUGUUGCAACAAGGACUUAAUGACAGAUCUGAUGCUGUCAAGGAGGUAAUGAAGAAGCUGCUCCAAGCCUGGUUACAAUUGACUGAAGGGGAUGUUUUAGAAUUACUUCAUCGACUGGAUGUCGAAAAUUGUCCAGAAGUGGCCACCCCAGUGCUAAAUACUAUAUUUUCAUUGUCUCCACUUCAAGACUUUGUUCAGAACUGUAAAAACCUUGACAACAGAAAACUGAUUCCACUCGAAGACUUAACAGCUGAGAAUGUGUUAUAUUGGAGAUGUCUCUGUGAAUAUCUAAAAUCUAAAGGUGAAGAAGGUGAAGACUUACUAGAACAGAUGUUGCCAGAACCAGCUAUAUAUGCAGAUUAUUUGUCAAGUUAUCUUCAAAAUAUGCCAGUUCUUAGUGAAGAGCAAAAAGAAGACUUUGCCUGUUUUGAAAACAUGAUGACAAAAGAAUUUAUAGGCCAGCAACUGAUUCUUAUCAUAGGCUGCAUGGAUACCAUGGAAGAGGGAGGAAGAAAGCAUCUGUUAGUUACUUUACAGAAGAUUCUCGUUCUACCUGCAACUUCAACAGCCCUUGUAUCACUGCUUGUGGAAAGAUUGCUCAGUAUGGUUAAGGAUGAUAAUGGAAAGAUUCAAAUCGUUGCAGAAAUUAUAUCAGAAGUUCGUGAGCCAAUUGUUGCAGUUGAACAGCCUGUUGAUGCCGCUGAAAUAAGAAAGCGGGAGCUGAAGUUGGCUGAAAUAAAAGUGAAACUUUUUGAAGCAAAAGCAGCUUUGGAAGAAUGCAUUACUCUGCAGGAUUUUAAUAAAGCCUCAGUAUUAAAAGAGGAAAUAAUAGAGUUGGAACACAGAAAAAAUGAUCUGAUAAAAGAAGCAGAGCAACCCGAAAUUGAAGAAAUGCGUGUGGAGAAGAGUGAUCCUGAAACACUCUUGAAGUGUCUAAUGAUGUGCUACGAGCUUCUGAAGGUCAUGUCCCUUUCUACAGGAAUCAAUCCAACCAUUAAGGAAAUCACUGAAUCUCUGAUACUUCCUGGUGUAACAAAUGUCCAUCCAGCUGUGAGAAAUAUGGCAGUUAUGUGUUUGGGUUGCUGUGCCCUUCAGAACAAAGAAUUUGCCCGACAGCAUCUUGCAUUGCUGUUACAGGUUUUACAAAUAGAUAAUUUAAAGGUAAAGAUCAGUGCUUUAAGGGCAAUCUUUGAUCAGCUAAUGCUCUUUGGGAUUGAGCCAUUUAAAGCCAGAAGAGACAAUGACUCUCAAAGUGAGGAUGCACUCUCAACAGAGAAUUGUGAGGAAGAAAGUGAAGCAAUAGAGGAGGAAGACUCUGCUACAGUUCACAGUCUCCUGCAGCUUCUUUCUGGUUUCUUAGACAGCGAGUUUUCAGAACUUAGGACAGAAGCUGCAGAAGGCAUGGCCAAACUGAUGUUCUCUGGGAGGCUGAUCAGUGCCAAGCUUCUUUCUCGCCUUAUUUUGUUGUGGUAUAAUCCUGUGACUGAAGAAGAGACACGGCUUAGACACUGUCUAGGAGUUUUCUUCCCUUUGUUUGCUUAUGCAAAUAGGUCUAACCAGGAAUGCUUGGAAGAAGCUUAUCUUCCAACUCUGCGAACACUGUUAAAUGCUCCUGCAACUUCACCUUUGGCUGAAAUUGAUAUCAGUAAUGUUUCUGAACUGUUAGUGGACUUGACCAGACCAAGUGGCCUGAAACCUCAGUCUAAAAAGUCUCAGGACUAUCAGGACUUAACAGUGCAUGAUAGCUUAGCAAUGAAAAUUUGCAAUGAAAUCUUGACGGACCCCACUGCACCAGACGUUCGUAUUUAUGCAAAAGCUUUGAAUAUGCUAGAACUCAGUAGUUCUUCCACAGAGAAUCUUCUGAUUCUGCUCAAUGACAUUCUAGAGAAAGUGGAAGAUAAAUUGUGUCAAAGAGCUAUUGAGAAGAUCAAGAUGAACUUGACCAAAGAUUCUAAUGUGGGCAAAGACCACUCUGAAAGGACUGAGGAAACGGGCCUCUCUGAAAGGAUACAGGACACUGACACUGCGCUCUCUGAAAGUACUGCUCAAAAUGAAGAAGAAAAUGAAGAUGCUUCUCAAAUGCCAUUUAAUGAAGGUAAAAGUAAAGAGAGUGCAAAAUUGAAAUCCACGAGAAACAGAGCUGGCAAAGGACGACAGAGUGCGGCAGCAGCAGUGAGGUCUGUGAGCACAAGAAGAACUGGCACAGCUGCCAAAUGCGGUUUUGAAAGUGGUGAUGAAGUUCCAGAAUCGGUCCCAGUGUCAAGUUCAAGGCCUUCAAGGCGAGCAAAAGAAGUAGCACUUGAAAAAACAAGAAUGAAUCUUUCAAGACUUUUGAGUAGGGAAGCAGACCAAUGA